AUGUCGGUUGCUACUUAUCAAGAGAGGGCUGCAAAGCAUCCAAGUCCUGUGGCUUCAAAACUUUUGAAUUUGAUGCAUGAAAAGAAGACCAAUCUAUGUGCUUCAUUAGAUGUGAAUACCACCGAAGAAUUGCUUAAAUUAGUCGAUACUCUAGGUCCUUACAUCUGUUUGUUGAAAACACACAUCGAUAUCAUUUCUGAUUUUUCCAUUGAUGGUACUGUGAAGCCUUUGAAAGAAUUGGCCAAAAAGCACAACUUUAUGAUCUUUGAGGACAGGAAAUUCGCCGAUAUCGGUAACACUGUCAAGCUACAGUAUUCUUCAGGUGUCUACAGAAUUGCCGAGUGGGCUGAUAUUACAAACGCCCAUGGUGUCACUGGUGCUGGGAUCGUCACUGGGUUGAAACAAGCGGCUCAAGAGACUACAAACGAACCAAGAGGUCUAUUAAUGUUGGCUGAACUAUCUUCUAAAGGUUCUUUGGCCCAUGGUGAAUACACCCAAGGUACUGUCGAAAUUGCUAAGACAGACAAAGAUUUCGUCAUUGGAUUCAUUGCCCAAAGAGACAUGGGAGGAAGAGAAGAAGGAUUUGACUGGCUAAUCAUGACACCAGGUGUUGGCCUAGACGACAAGGGCGAUGCGCUGGGUCAACAGUACAGAACUGUCGAUGAAGUUGUCUCUACGGGGUCAGACAUCAUCAUUGUCGGCAGAGGACUUUUCGCCAAGGGAAGAGAUCCAAGAGUAGAAGGCGAACGUUACCGUAAAGCCGGCUGGGAAGCAUACGAGAAGAGAUGCCAGUAA
Torulaspora delbrueckii is the source of this 795-nucleotide messenger RNA. RefSeq names its product orotidine-5'-phosphate decarboxylase (gene URA3). Lineage: Eukaryota; Fungi; Ascomycota; Saccharomycetes; Saccharomycetales; Saccharomycetaceae. The record is from RefSeq and is a predicted model, not a curated record. Gene Ontology annotation, molecular function: orotidine-5'-phosphate decarboxylase activity. The transcript has a single exon. Gene Ontology annotation, cellular component: cytosol. The coding region runs from base 1 to 795 and encodes 264 amino acids. Gene Ontology annotation, biological process: 'de novo' UMP biosynthetic process; 'de novo' pyrimidine nucleobase biosynthetic process.